UUUUUAUAUAUACAGCGGCGGGAGCUUAACCGGAAGUUUUUCCGGCGAUGGAUACUGCAACAGUGGGCAUGGCAAAUUCUUCUUAUUGUUUCAAUAAUACGGUUCUAAACCCUAACCCUACGCCGAGACUAUGUCGUUCCUCUUUCACUUUCUUCAGACCCGUUAAGUCCGAUCUUAAUUCUUCUUCUCCGACGAUUCGUAUUUCUGGAAACACUAGAUCCACGUUUUCGUGUACCGCCGUUACUAUUACCCCGUCCCUCACAUCCGACCACCACCUCUCCGCUAUAGCCAAGCUUCAGAGCCUCGCAUCCGAGUUCAAUUCCAUAUCCGAGCCAAUUGACCGUGUUAAGCGCCUCCUCCACUACGCAAACGUUUUGCCCCUGUUUGACGACUCGGUGAAAAUUACUGCGAAUCGGGUGAUGGGAUGUACGGCACAGGUGUGGCUGGAUGUGAGGAUGGAUGCGGAUGGAAAGAUGAGGUUUUUGGCUGACAGUGAUUCGGAGAUUACCAAAGGUUUCUGCUCGUGUUUGAUUUCGGUGCUUGAUGGGGCUACGCCGGAGGAAGUUUUGGGACUGAAGACGGAAGAUCUGGGGGAUCUGAAUGUCGCCGGUUUGCAUGGAGGGAAGGUUGAUUCAAGGGUGAAUACUUGGCAUAAUGUGUUGAUUAGCAUGCAGAAAAGGACGAAGGCGCUUGUGGCACAGCGAGAAGGGAAGUCUGUUGGGGAGCCGUUUCCGUCUAUGGUGAUCACGGCGGAAGGUAUUGGCGCGAAAGGGAGUUUUGCUGAGGCUCAGGCAAGAUUUUUGUUCCCUGAUGAUGCAAAGGUUCAAGAGCUUGCCAAUUUGCUGAAGGAAAAGCAAAUUGGUGUUGUUGCACAUUUUUACAUGGAUCCAGAGGUGCAAGGUGUUCUAACUUCUGCACAGAAGCUUUGGCCUCACAUUCAUAUAUCAGACUCAUUGGUUAUGGCAGACAGUGCUGUUAGCAUGGCAAAAGCAGGAUGUAAAUUCAUAACUGUUUUAGGGGUAGAUUUUAUGUCAGAAAACGUGCGUGCAAUUCUUGAUCAGGCAGGUUUUCCUGAGGUUGGCGUGUAUAGGAUGUCUGAUGAACAGAUCGGCUGCUCUCUAGCUGAUGCUGCAUCCAGUCCUGCAUAUAUGGAUUAUCUCUCUGGAGCUUCUAUUUCUUCUCCUUCCUUGCAUGUCAUCUACAUAAAUACCUCAUUAGAAACUAAAGCUCAUGCGCAUGAACUUGUGCCUACUAUUACAUGCACUUCUUCUAAUGUUGUGCAAACCAUCUUGCAGGCCUUUGCUGAAGUACCAAAAUUGAAUGUAUGGUAUGGUCCUGAUUCCUACAUGGGCGCAAAUAUCAUGGAGCUGUUUCAGCAAAUGACAUUGAUGACUGAUGAAGAAAUAGCCAAGAUACAUCCGGAUCAUAGUAGAAACUCAAUCAAGGGACUGUUACCUCGGCUUCAUUAUUUCCAGGAUGGAACAUGCAUUGUGCAUCACCUCUUUGGCCAUGAAGUCGUAGAAAAGAUCAAUGACAUGUAUUGUGAUGCAUUUCUUACUGCUCAUUUUGAGGUCCCUGGUGAAAUGUUUUCUUUGGCUAUGGAAGCUAAAAGAAGAGGAAUGGGGGUGGUAGGUUCCACCCAAAAUAUAUUAGAUUUUAUAAAGAGCAGGGUACAAGAGGCUUUGGAUAGAAAUGUCGAUGACCAUCUUCAGUUCAUUUUGGGAACAGAAUCAGGAAUGGUGACCUCAAUUGUUGCAGCAGUUCGCCAAUUAUUAUGUUCUUCAGAAUCUUCUUCUUCUAGUGAAGGAAAAGUUAGUGUCGAAAUAGUCUUUCCCGUUUCGUCUGAUUCAGUGACAACAACUUCACAGAGUUCAUCCACAAGCCUAAGUUUGGGUGAGUUGAAUGUCUCUGUAAUACCUGGCGUUACAAGUGGCGAGGGGUGCUCUCUUCAUGGUGGCUGUGCAUCCUGUCCAUAUAUGAAGAUGAACUCCCUUGUUUCACUCCUCAAAGUCUGUAAUAGCCUACCACUCGGGAAAGAUAGUCUAAAACAGUAUGAAGCUGGACGGUUUAGUUUGCGAACACCAAAAGGGAAAUUAAUCGCAGAUGUGGGUUGCGAGCCUAUCCUUCAUAUGAGACAUUAUCAGGCAACAAAAAAACUGCCAGAGAACUUGAUGGAUCAGAUUCUUAACAAUGGAAGAAGGGCAUAAAGUUGGAAGUCAUGACCUACAACAUAAUCUCAUGGAAAGGAGGGAGGUUCCAUUAUACAAAACAUAAUUUGAGUAGUUUUACACAAAGAAAGUUGCUAAUCAGUGCUCUUUAAAGAGUUUAGGAGUAGAGUGAUGAUGUUCCAUG
This is a messenger RNA of Cynara cardunculus var. scolymus (artichoke), 2352 nucleotides long. RefSeq names its product quinolinate synthase, chloroplastic. The coding region runs from base 48 to 2207 and encodes 719 amino acids. Gene Ontology annotation, molecular function: quinolinate synthetase A activity; 4 iron, 4 sulfur cluster binding. The record is from RefSeq and is a predicted model, not a curated record. The transcript has 7 exons. NCBI's taxonomy places the organism in Eukaryota, Viridiplantae, Streptophyta, Magnoliopsida, Asterales, Asteraceae. Gene Ontology annotation, cellular component: chloroplast. Gene Ontology annotation, biological process: 'de novo' NAD+ biosynthetic process from L-aspartate.